Molecule: messenger RNA, 1572 nt
Organism: Drosophila serrata
Lineage: Eukaryota; Metazoa; Arthropoda; Insecta; Diptera; Drosophilidae
Gene: Orco
Product: odorant receptor co-receptor
Biological process (GO): sensory perception of smell; detection of chemical stimulus involved in sensory perception of smell
Cellular component (GO): plasma membrane
Molecular function (GO): odorant binding; olfactory receptor activity
Source: RefSeq, a predicted model, not a curated record
UGAAAUGUUUGCCUAAGAGUGCAUUAAGUUGCACUCAGUUUCAAUACAUUAAUUGAAGAAAUAAUCUAUUUGAAUUUCUAAAGGACCAACAGCAAGCAUGACAACUUCGAUGCAGCCCAGCAAAUAUACGGGCCUGGUGGCCGAUCUGAUGCCGAAUAUACGGGCUAUGAAGUACUCCGGGCUAUUUAUGCACAACUUCACCGGUGGCAGUGCCUUUGUGAAGAAGGUGUACUCCUCGGUGCAUCUGGUGCUGCUCCUGCUGCAGUUCGCCUUCAUCCUGGUCAACAUGGCCCUGAAUGCCGAGGAGGUCAACGAGUUGUCGGGCAAUACGAUUACCACCUUGUUCUUUACCCAUUGCAUCACCAAAUUUAUUUACUUGGCCAUCAAUCAAAAGAAUUUUUACAGAACCCUGAAUAUCUGGAACCAGGUGAACACGCAUCCCUUGUUUGCCGAAUCAGAUGCUCGUUACCAUUCGAUUGCUUUGGCCAAAAUGCGGAAGCUCUUCUUCCUGGUGAUGCUGACCACUGUCCUCUCGGCCACCGCCUGGAUUACGAUCACCUUCUUUGGGGAUAGCGUUAAAAUGGUGGUGGACCAUGAUACGAAUUCCAGCAUUCCGGUUGAGAUACCGCGAUUGCCGAUCAAGUCAUUCUAUCCGUGGAAUGCCAGCCAUGGCAUGUUCUACAUGAUCAGCUUCGCUUUUCAGAUCUACUACGUCCUCUUCUCGAUGGUCCACUCUAAUCUCUGCGAUGUGAUGUUCUGCUCCUGGCUGAUCUUUGCCUGCGAGCAACUGCAGCAUCUGAAGGGCAUCAUGAAGCCUUUGAUGGAGUUAUCAGCUUCGCUGGACACGUACAGACCCAAUUCGGCGGCUCUCUUUAGAUCCUUAUCGGCCAACUCGAAAUCGGAGCUAAUACGGAAUGAAGAAAAGGAUCCCGGUGCCGAUAUGGACAUGUCGGGUAUCUACAACACAAAAUCGGAUUGGGGCGCUCAAUUUCGAGCACCCUCAACGCUGCAGAACUUUGGCGGAAAUGGAGGCGGUGGCAAUGGCGUCGGUGUAAACGGGGCUAAUCCCAAUGGGCUGACCAAAAAACAGGAGAUGAUGGUGCGCAGCGCCAUCAAGUACUGGGUGGAGCGGCACAAGCACGUGGUGCGCCUGGUGGCGGCCAUUGGCGAUACCUACGGAGCCGCGCUCCUGCUGCACAUGUUGACCUCCACCAUCAAGCUGACCCUGCUAGCCUACCAGGCCACCAAGAUUGGAGGAGUGAACGUCUACGCCUUUACGGUUGUCGGAUACCUGGGCUAUGCCCUGGCCCAGGUGUUCCACUUUUGCAUCUUCGGCAAUCGCCUGAUUGAGGAGAGCUCAUCUGUCAUGGAGGCUGCCUACUCGUGCCAUUGGUACGAUGGCUCCGAGGAGGCCAAGACCUUCGUCCAGAUCGUGUGCCAGCAGUGCCAGAAGGCCAUGAGCAUAUCGGGUGCCAAGUUUUUCACCGUCUCCCUGGAUUUGUUUGCCUCGGUCCUUGGUGCGGUUGUCACCUACUUCAUGGUGCUGGUGCAGCUCAAGUGAACCGUCGGCGG